UGCGCGCGCGGCGGCGUUUCCGGCGGGAAGCUGAGAAGGGGACCCGAGUCACCGCCACGGACGCCCCGCGCGGGCCCGCGUCCGGCCAUGAAGUUUCGGGCCAAGAUCGUGGACGCGGCGUGUCUGAACCACUUCACGCGGGUCAGUGCCAUGGUAGCCAAGCUGGCCAAGAUCUGCACGCUGCGCAUCAGCCCGCAGACGAUGAACUUCAUCCUCUCCGACAAAGUGGCUGGCGGGGGCGUGAGCAUGUGGUGUGAGCUGGAGCAGGAGAACUUCUUCAGUGAAUUCCAGAUGGAGGGUGUCUCUGCAGAAAACAACGCCAUCUACCUAGAGCUGACCUCGGAAAAUCUGUCUCGGGCGUUGAAGACAGCCCAGAAUGCCAGAGCCCUGAAGGUCAAGCUGACGAACAAACACUUCCCCUGCCUCACCGUGUCCAUAGAGCUGUUAUCUGUGUCGAGCAGUAGCCGCAUUGUGACACACGACAUCCCUGUUAAGGUUAUUCCUAGAAAAUUGUGGAAGGAUUUGCAAGAACCUACAGUCCCGGACUCCGACGUCAGCAUUUAUCUUCCGGUCUUGAAGACCAUGAAGAGCAUCGUGGAAAAAAUGAGGAACCUCAGCAAUCACCUUAUUAUCGAAGCAAACCUAAGUGGAGACUUGAACUUGAAAAUAGAAACAGAACUCGUGUGUGUUACGACUCACUUUAAAGACCUGGGGAACCCUCCACUGGCCUCUGAGGACGCCUCCCAGGAUCGAGACCCAGAGCAGAUGGCUGAAGUGCGCAUAGACAUCCGGAAGCUCCUGCAGUUCCUCGCUGGGCAGCAAGUGAACCCCACGCGGGCCGUGUGCAACAUUGUCAGCAACAAGCUCGUCCAUUUUGAUUUGCUCCAUGAAGAUGUGUCCCUGCAGUACUUCAUCCCGGCCUUCUCGUAGCCCACCUCCGGCCACGCGUGUCUGUGCUUUACCCUGCCCCACCGUGAUAGUCUAGCU
Mustela erminea (ermine) is the source of this 987-nucleotide messenger RNA. RefSeq names its product HUS1 checkpoint clamp component (gene HUS1). Lineage: Eukaryota; Metazoa; Chordata; Mammalia; Carnivora; Mustelidae. The coding region runs from base 88 to 930 and encodes 280 amino acids. The transcript has 8 exons. The record is from RefSeq and is a predicted model, not a curated record. Gene Ontology annotation, cellular component: site of double-strand break; nucleolus; checkpoint clamp complex. Gene Ontology annotation, biological process: double-strand break repair via homologous recombination; telomere maintenance; mitotic intra-S DNA damage checkpoint signaling.